Vicia faba (fava bean) is the source of this 2283-nucleotide messenger RNA. The record is from the annotation of a GenBank genome assembly. Lineage: Eukaryota; Viridiplantae; Streptophyta; Magnoliopsida; Fabales; Fabaceae.
AUGGGUUCAUUAUCUGGUACUGGUGAAAUAGUUGAAGUAGGAGAGGAUCCAAGUGUAGGGAUUUACCAGUCGAAUUCUCAGUUUAAAGCAUCUGAGAAAAAUAAGAAGCCUUUGGUAGUGAAUUUGGGAUACAAGGAUAAUAUAUAUGAUGAUAUUAACAAGCUGUUUGAGUCAAUUGCUCUUAAAUCUUCUUCACCAAGGGAUUUGAGUUUUUCACAAGAUGGUACGAGUACGAGUACAUUGAAACAGCCUAUGACAUUGGGUGUUCCUCGCUCGCCGCGAGUUGGAGCUUCUGAGGCUGUUAAUUUGAAGCAGGCUUUGAGAGAUCUUUGUAUAUCUAAGGCGUCAGAAGUGGCUGCCAUGAAACGGUUAUCGAAAUCAACAGCUUCUCCCAGAGUUUCGGAGGUUCGGAGGAUACAAACAUUGUACACUUCAGUUGUGGAUGAACCGGGUUAUUCUGGGCCUUAUGUUGCUGAGGGUAAAGUUGGGUUUCACUCGCAGCGUGUUGUACCUGUUCAACCAGAAAAACAAACCUUCGCAUCUUCUCCGUCUACUUGUGUGUCAAAUACUGGACAGAACGGCAGCACAAUUAACAAGCCGCCACACCGUGCUCCUCGCACACUCAAAAUGGUCAUCAAGAACAAGAAUGUGAGCAAGAAGAAAGUGAAGGAAGAUUCAAAUUCUGCAUUAUGUGAUCCUGCAUCAAAUGAAUUUAGUAAGUCUGUUCCUGCCACAGCUCGGCUGGUUUGUGAAAGAUGUAGGUGUGCUUUGGAAAAUACAAUGGAAGAUGUAAUUAUGGCCUUGGAUUCUACUAGUCCUGGAACUGGAGUGAAAUCGAGUAAUCUGCACUCUGGUUUAAAUAAACCAGGUUUGGCAUCAACUAGUGGUAAUAUAAGCAAAGCAGUUGCCAAGGUGGAGAAGAUUCAGAAGAGCACCAAGUUGAAAGAGCAGCAUGAUUUUUCACAGAGCUCGAAGAGUAGUCAAGGGGAGUACAGUAGUAGUACUAGUACCAGUGACGACAGCAACAUGAGUGGCUCAAGUUGCGGCACUAGGCCUCACAUGUCAAAGGAUGUUAGAUGGGAAGCCAUUCGACACGCUCAAGUGCAGCAAGGAGUCUUGGGCUUGAAACAUUUCAAUCUUUUGAAGAAACUUGGUUGUGGAGACAUUGGGACUGUAUAUCUUGCUGAACUAAUUGGCACAAGUUGCUUGUUUGCUAUUAAGGUCAUGGACAUUGAAUUUUUGGCAAGAAGGAAGAAAAUGCCCAGGGCUCAAACUGAAAGAGAAAUCUUAAGGAUGCUGGACCAUCCAUUUCUUCCCACAUUGUAUGUGCAAUUCACAUCAGAUAAUCUCUCAUGUUUAGUCAUGGAGUAUUGUCCAGGUGGAGAUCUUCACGUUCUACGGCAGAAGCAGCUUGGUAGAUGUUUUUCGGAACUAGCAGCAAGGUUUUAUGUUGCUGAAGUCCUCCUUGCUUUGGAGUACCUGCACAUGCUUGGAGUUGUUUACCGUGAUCUGAAACCUGAAAACAUUCUUGUUCGAGAAGACGGCCAUAUUAUGCUCACUGAUUUUGAUCUGUCAUUGAGGUGUGCUGUUAGCCCAACACUUCUGAAGUCGUCUUCUGAUGUUGACCCUGCAAAAGUUUCUGGUCUUACUGCACAAUCAAGUUGCAUUGAACCAUUAUGCAUUGAACCAUCUUGUCAAGUUUCAUGCUUCAGCCCUAGAUUCCUACCUGCUGCUGCAAAAGCAAGGAAAUUAAAAGUUAAUCAUGUUGCCCAUGUCAGAUCACUGCCGCAGCUUGUGGCCGAGCCCAUUGAUGCCAGAUCAAACUCAUUUGUUGGUACACACGAAUACUUGGCGCCUGAGAUCAUCAAAGAAGAGGGACACGGAGCUGCAGUUGACUGGUGGACAUUUGGUGUUUUUCUUUAUGAGCUUUUAUAUGGUAGAACACCAUUUAAAGGUUAUAACAAUGAAGAAACAUUAGCAAAUGUGGUGUCGCAAAGUCUUAGAUUCCCCGAUGACCCACUUGUCAGUUUUGAAGCUAAGGAUCUGAUUAGAGGGUUGUUAGUUAAAGAGCCUGAAAACCGUUUGGGUUCAGAGAGAGGGGCUGCUGAGAUUAAAAAACAUCCCUUCUUUGAGGGUCUUAACUGGGCCUUAAUACGUUGCGCUACCCCACCAGAACUUCCAGAGUUUUGUGAUUUUGGAGUUUUUGACACGGCCUCUCAAGGCAAGGGUGCUAAGUAUUUAGAGUAUAAUGUAGGAGAGCACGUGGAGUUCGAGCUGUUUUAA